Molecule: messenger RNA, 465 nt
Organism: Vavraia culicis subsp. floridensis
Lineage: Eukaryota; Fungi; Microsporidia; Pleistophoridae
Exons: 1
Coding region: 1-465 (154 amino acids)
Source: RefSeq, a predicted model, not a curated record
AUGAAGGAGAUCGGUGAGUGGUGUAGGGUUAAUCAUGAAGAGAGCGAUGGGUUUAGAAUUGUUAGAGAGAAGGGCACUGAACGUAAUGGAUUGUUGAAUGAGGGUGGGGAUGGUAUACUGUGUGAUAAGAUGGGUGCUGAUGAUGCAGGAAGCGGUAGAGGUGAUGGUGUAGUUCAUGAUAUUACGAGUGAUAAAAGCAUUGUUCCUGGUACUGCACCUAUCAGCAGUACCACUGCUGCUAGAGACACAGGCAGUGCUCUGUUUGAUAAUAUGAUAAUUUCACAACUGUUUGAUAAUGACGACCUUUCAUCCCUGGAACAUAUCGAGUAUAGCAUACUUAAGAAGCAAUCACCGACCAAAAUGUUGGCCCGUUUGCGAUUGUUUGUAAGCAAGUUGAAGAGCAUGACAGAGAUGAUAGAAAUACGGCUAGAGAAUAAUUUUGUGAAUCAUAUAGUGUAUAAUUAA